Molecule: messenger RNA, 2074 nt
Organism: Megalops cyprinoides (Indo-Pacific tarpon)
Lineage: Eukaryota; Metazoa; Chordata; Actinopteri; Elopiformes; Megalopidae
Gene: isca1
Product: iron-sulfur cluster assembly 1
Exons: 4
Coding region: 39-428 (129 amino acids)
Biological process (GO): iron-sulfur cluster assembly
Cellular component (GO): cytoplasm; mitochondrion
Molecular function (GO): 2 iron, 2 sulfur cluster binding
Source: RefSeq, a predicted model, not a curated record
CUGGUCGUGUUUAUAGAGUGUUCUAGAGAGGACGAAACAUGUCUGCCCCCAUAGUCCGUGCGACAGUGAAAGCUAUUAGCAAAAGAAAAUUACUUCCUACUAGAGCUGCGCUUACUUUGACACCUGCUGCAGUCAACAAGAUUAAGAUCCUGCUACAGAAUAAGCCAGAAUAUAUCGGUCUUCGGGUGGGCGUUCGAACCCGAGGCUGCAAUGGCCUCACGUACACGCUGGAUUACACCAGGGAGAGGGAGAAAGCAGACGAGGAAGUGCUUCAGGAUGGUGUUAGAGUCUUUAUUGAGAAGAAGGCCCAACUCACUCUGUUAGGAACAGAGAUGGACUAUGUGGAGAGCAAGCUGUCCAGUGAGUUUGUCUUCAAUAACCCCAACAUCAAAGGCACUUGUGGCUGCGGGGAGAGCUUCAAUAUCUGAGAUGUGCAUCUGGGCCCUCUCUCCACCCAUACCCUGUAGAUCACACCAAGAAUCUAACCAACUCCACAUCUAGAUGCUCCAUGUGAUGACAUCACAGCUGGGGCAGCAUACUUCUAUUUACUGUGAUAAAUUUAUUUUAUAAACGAUUUCUUUUGGAACUAGCAAUGCUGCUGUGGGCUGUAUGUACAGGAUGGUGUGUACAGCUGCCAUGAUGGUAUUUGCCCUUAAUUGGCUUUUUCACAUCUGUUUGCAGGCUAAAACCCACUAUCUCUCUCACAAUAUAUUCACAGUUAAGGUCCCUUAAACAGUUUGUUGGUAAAAAUGACUAUCGAUCGAAGUAAUGGCACAUGGCCGAAGAAUGACUGUCAUUCUUUAUGAGAGUGCAUGUUUCCUAGCUCCAUCACAUUUGCAGCCAGGGGGGAAGUCCUCUGGUAAAAGGUUACAGAGCCCUACAUCAGCUGGAGUUUUUUUGUGAUUUAAGAAUGCCAAAAAGGGAGACGAAGGGUGUCAGCAGGGCGUGGCACUUUCUGGCAGUCCUACCCUGGGUGUUGGCUGGGUGUGGCACUUUGUGGUGGGGUGUGACAAUCUGAGUGACUCUUCCACCUUUAUGCAGAGAAAGCCAUUCCACAUCAGCUCCAUAUGAAUAUCCACUCACCAUUAAUAUCUGCACCAUGUUCAGUUUGGCUCCACAUUAAUAUCCACUCAACAUUAAAGUCCACAUUAAUAUUUAAACGAUAUGUAAAUCAGCUCCACAUUAAUACACAUGCUGCCUGACUCUGCCUCCUUUCAUUGUGGGAUGUGAGUAAGGCUCUGGCACCACCCCCUUCCGCAACAGCGCUGUUACUCUGCCUCUGUUCCAUUCAUGCAUGGUCACAUGCCCUGUGAUCUCUUACAGAUCAGCUGUCUGUGCUCUGUGUCUCUGUGAGUGAUGCGUCUAUCUGUGAACACUUUCUGUGCUCACACACCCAGGUGCUGCUGUCCCCUCAGCAGGAGAUUUACAAAAAAAAAUUGUGUUGACAUGGGAAGAGAAAAGACAGUGGCCUUGUCCGGUUCAUCCAGGACCAGAAUGUAUGAAAAAAGCCAUUAGGACCAAUGACUGGGUGAUCUCAGCCAAUUAGUGUUUUAAUGCAGAGAUAAAAUUGUGUCAGAUCAGGUCAGUCGCCCAUUGACUGGUUGAACACGGUCACUGUUACUUGUUUUAGUGGUUCAUGAAAGCCUCUCCUUGCACUGGCCUGGACUCAUCUGGUCACUGUAAUGCAUGCAACCUUUGGCUGAAGAUUAUUUAUUAAUGAGAGAUCAUUAAUGAAAGAUCAGUUCUGUUCAUUUAGUUUCAUUUAUAUCGCUUCUUCCUGUGGGCUCUGCCUUGUAAGGAAGAUAAAACUGCAAAAUGGAGCUGAGGGCAGAGAUCUAGGGAUGCAGGAAAUCGUUUUUGUAGGAAGAGAAGUGUGUGUUUCGGUUGUUUGAAUCUCCAAGUAUAUGUAUAUAUAAAGAAUGUAAAAUAUCCCUUAAACCUAAAUGCAACGCACAAAUAAUAUAUUCUUUACAUAUAAAUAUAUAAGGAAAAGGAUUCUGCUCCACUGCCAGAUUUGCAGGAUGCAUUUGUACAGUGUUACUAUUUCAGAAUUGUAAAUGGUGCAAUAUGUGUA